Closterium sp. Yama58-4 is the source of this 1158-nucleotide messenger RNA. Lineage: Eukaryota; Viridiplantae; Streptophyta; Zygnematophyceae; Desmidiales; Closteriaceae. The record is from the annotation of a GenBank genome assembly.
AUGGGGCAAAGGAGAUUAACUCCGCUACUAGCCUGCUCGCUCGGUGCGCUGCUCCUCGCGUCGCUGACGCUUUCACUGACAGAGGCCGCCGUUUACGCCGCAACGUCUGUGAAACCAACCGGCAUCACUGGCACGACCCUCGGCGGGGACGGCGGCGAUGCGGGAGAUGACGUCAUCAGCGGAAGCUACACCCCGCCGCCCAAGUGCCCCGCGGGGGAUACGGCGUGCGCAGGAGGGACAACGGCGGCGGCGGACCCCGACUCGCCGCCGGCCGUGGCGGCGUGCCCCAAGGGGGAACGGCGGUGCUCCAACGGCGCAUGCGUCAAGAUCGGCAUGCUCUGCACGCUCUCCCUACAGUGCACGGCGGGGCAGUUCCGCUGCCACGACAGCAGCGGGUGCGUGCCGGACGAGGCGGUGUGUGACGGGCAGGAGGACUGCAACGACGGGUCCGACGAGACGGGCGAUGAUUGCGAACUCAUCAGUGGGUGCUUGGCUCAAGGCCUGGCGGCCUGCCCUGCAGACGCGCAGUGCAUCGCUCCUAGCAAGUUCUGCGACGGAGUUAACGACUGCAAGAGCGGGUCGGAGGAGGGAGAGGACUUCUGCUCCACUUACAGGUGUCCACGUGGCACCUUCAAGUGCCCCUCCUCGCCGCUCAUCUGCCGCCCGGGCGCCAUGUGCGACGGCAAGAACCACUGCCCUGUAACGAAUCCCGACGUGUCUUAUACGGAGGAUGAAGAUCCGGCGAUGUGCAGCAGCUUCACGCGGCCUAUAGACCCCCGCACAGGGCUUCCCACCAGCGGUGCCACCAUCACUCAAGUGGGGGACCUACUCGGCCCAGGCAAGAAAGGCAAGAGCGGAGGGAGUGGUGGAGGGACGGGUGGUGGGAAGAGUGGCGGGAGUGGUGGUGGGAAGGGGAGCGGUGGUGGGAAGGGGAGCGGUGGUGGGAAGGGGAGUGGUGGUGGGAAGGGGAGCGGUGGUGGGAAGGGUAAAGGGAGUGGAGGAAGUGGGGAUAAUGCAGGGAGUGGAAAGGGGAGCCAAGUUGAUCCAUCGGGGGAGGUGAAGAAGCAGGCAGACAAGGUGAAAGCAGCAGCGGACAAGGUCAAGCAAAAGGUGAAACCAACGGGAAUUGUUGUGCCGAAGCGUGGGGGCGGAAAUUAA